This is a messenger RNA of Echinops telfairi (small Madagascar hedgehog), 1973 nucleotides long. It is a transcript of the gene XYLB, whose product is annotated as xylulokinase. The record is from RefSeq and is a predicted model, not a curated record. Gene Ontology annotation, biological process: D-xylose metabolic process; xylulose metabolic process. Bases 38 to 1708 code for a protein of 556 amino acids. The transcript is spliced from 19 exons. Gene Ontology annotation, molecular function: D-xylulokinase activity. Gene Ontology annotation, cellular component: cytosol. NCBI's taxonomy places the organism in Eukaryota, Metazoa, Chordata, Mammalia, Afrosoricida, Tenrecidae.
GCGGCGGGCGCUCAGCUGCACCUUCUCUUCCGCAGCGAUGGAAGAGGAGUCGGAGGGUUCGGAGGUUUCGGAGGAGUCGGAGGUUUCGGAGGCGGAGUUCCGCGAACCGUUCCGCUGUCCCGUCGACUGCCUGGGCUGGGAUUUCAGCACGCAGCAGGUGAAAGUUGUUGCUGUUAAUGGAGAAAUGGAGGUCUACUAUGAUAGCAAUGUGCAUUUUGACAGCCACCUUCCAGAAUUCAGGACCGUCGGUGGUGUGCAUGUCCAGAAGGAUGAGCUGACGGUCACUUCUCCCGUCCUGAUGUGGAUCCAGGCUCUGGAUAGGCUGUUGGAGAACAUGAAGGAAGACUGUUUUAACUUCGCUUCACUCCUCGCCGUGUCCGGGGCAGGCCAGCAACAUGGAAGCGUGUACUGGAAGGCGGGGGCCAGCCAGGCCCUGGCCAACCUGUCGCCGGACCUGCCAUUACACGAGCAGCUAAAGGCCUGUUUCUCCCUCUGCGACUCCCCGGUGUGGAUGGACUCCAGCACCACGCCCCAGUGCCGCCAGCUCGAGGCCACUGUCGGCGGGGCGCAGGCACUCAGCUGCCUCACGGGGUCCCGCGCCUAUGAGCGCUUUACUGGAAACCAGAUAGCAAAGGUCUAUCAGCAGAACCCUGUGGCCUACUCACAGACGGAGAGGAUUUCUUUGGUCAGUAGCUUCGCGGCUUCCUUGUUCCUCGGGGCCUACGCCCCUAUUGACUACAGCGAUGGCUCCGGGAUGAAUUUGUUGCAGAUACAUGACAAAGUCUGGUCCCAGGCUUGUCUUAAUGCCUGUGCCCCACAUUUAGAGGAGAGGCUUGGACAGCCGGUGCCCUCGUGUUCAGUUGUGGGAACCAUCUCUCCAUACUUCGUCCAGCGCUAUGGAUUCCACCCAGAUUGCAAAGUGGUGGCCUUCACCGGGGACAACCCAGCAUCUCUGGCAGGCAUGCAGCUGAAGGAAGGAGACAUUGCGGUCAGCCUUGGCACUAGCGACACCCUGUUUGUCUGGCUCCGGGAGCCCACACCCUCCCUGGAAGGCCACGUCUUCUGUAAUCCGGUGGACCCCCAGCACUACAUGGCACUCCUGUGUUUCAAAAACGGUUCCCUGAUGAGGGAGAAGAUCCGAGAUGAGUUAGCGUCCUGCUCUUGGAACGAGUUCUCUAAAGCACUGCAGGCCACGGAGAUGGGCAAUGGCGGAAACCUGGGUUUUUACUUUGAUGUGAUGGAGAUCACCCCGGAAAUCACCGGGCGGUACAGGUUUAAUGCAGAUGGUUAUGAGGUCUCGGCCUUCCCCCGGGACGUGGAGAUUCGUGCCCUGGUGGAAGGACAGUUCAUGGCCAAGAGGAUCCAUGCUGAGCGCCUGGGCUACCGAGUCACACCUAGGACAAAGAUUUUGGCCACCGGAGGCGCAUCUCGUAACAGUGCCAUCCUGCAGGUGCUUGCAGACGUCUUUGGUGCCACGGUGUAUGUCACAGACACCACCAACUCGGCCUGUGUGGGCGCUGCGUACCGAGCCUUUCACGGCACCUUCGGAGCAGAUGUGCCCUUCUCAGAGGUGGUGAGGUUUGCCCCACGUCCCAAAUUGGCUGCCACCCCAAACCCGGGUGCUGCUCAGGUCUACGAGGUCCUCCUCCCACAGUACGCCAAGCUCGAGCAGAGAAUCUUGUCCCAAACCCGGGGGCCCACAAAGUGAAUCUUGCCCGCCCAGGUGCCCUGUAGACCCUGCCAGUCACACUUGGGGACACGGCCCUUGCAGGACAGCAGAGAUCUUCGGUUCCCUGGGCUGACUCCUCAAGUGCCGCAGCCUGCCCCAACCUCCAGGAGCCCAGCCAAGGCACAUCUUCCUGAAGAAGGAGAAGCUGCUUGUGCCCUUGUGCGCCCGGGCAGGAAAGCAGCUUUCUUUCCUGUAUCUAUCCCAGAAGAUGGCAAUCAUGAAUAAAUCCAGUGCAGUGAAUGUA